This is a messenger RNA of Andrographis paniculata, 1764 nucleotides long. Its product is annotated as zinc finger protein CONSTANS-LIKE 9-like. Lineage: Eukaryota; Viridiplantae; Streptophyta; Magnoliopsida; Lamiales; Acanthaceae. Gene Ontology annotation, molecular function: protein binding; zinc ion binding. The transcript is spliced from 5 exons. The record is from RefSeq and is a predicted model, not a curated record. The coding region runs from base 320 to 1471 and encodes 383 amino acids.
CCUUUAAUUUAUUUUACUGCAACUUUAUUUUAGUAUCAUAUCCAUCCAUCCACCCAUCCCCACCGCCACCGCCACCGCCAUCCGCACAUCCUCACGCUCGCCGCCGGAGCCUCCCAUCCGAUUCCUGAGUCAAUCGCUUCAUAAGAAUCGAACCGAGUCUCGUUUCUUGUUCGAGGAUAUUUAAGUUUGCGCCUUUGUUUUUUUCUUAUUUGUUUAUAUUGUUCUUCUUUUUUGAUAUUCCUGCUCGAGGAGCUACUGUUGCUGCUGCUUUGUCUCCAAGACCGUCGCGCUAGUGAUACUGCAGGAUUGGUUAUCAACAAUGGGGGAACGCAUAUGCUGUGACUUCUGCAAGGAGCAGAGAUCGAUGAUCUAUUGCAGGUCUGAUGCUGCUUCCUUAUGUCUGUCCUGUGACCGGAACAUUCAUUCGGCGAAUUCUCUAUCUAAGCGCCACUUAAGGACCCUUGUAUGUGAGAAAUGCCAUUGUCAGCCUGCAUCAGUAAGGUGCCUGGAGGAGAAGCUCUCGCUCUGCGAAGACUGCAAUCGAUCUGGACAUAUUCCCCCGGCCAUGUCAUCCGAGCAUAAACGGGAGACGAUCAAUUGUUAUUCUGGAUGUCCUUCAGCGGCUGAAUUUUCAAAAAUUUGGUCCUUCUUUUCCUUCGGGCAGUCGUUCUGUGAUCUCAAAGAGGGGGGAGACGAAGUCCAGUCUCAGCGUCCACUGUCGCCUAUCGAUUGUGAUAUGGAGGACGCUGUUAUGACUAUGAUGGAUUCUUAUGUGGAGCAGUUCCAUGGAAGUGAAUCCCUGAAUCCUCUCAAAGAAAAGGAAUGGCCGUCGAGAAUAAAAGAAUGCGAAUCUGAAUCCACCCAUGAUGUCAUCUACCAUGAUUUUGAUACCUCGGAUCUUGACUUGAGCUUGGAGAACUGUGAAGGUCUGUUAGAUGAAUCCCUUGACGAUCCAGAACAAUACUUUGAGAACAACGGAAUGGAUAACUUAUUCGAACUUGGAGACUCACAUGAUAUUGAAUGCGAUGUUAAGCAUUCGCAUGCAGAACAGGAAUCAGACGGAGAGAAGGCCUGCAGCCGGCAAGUGCCCAGUGACACCAGCAAAAUUGAUCAGAAUAUUUGUAAUCCAAAACUGGCAUCGACUACUAAUCCACAUUCAAGAGCAGGGCAGCAAAGGGAGUCGGGAACCAGUGAUCACCGGGACUGUGGUGGUGGGUUCUCGAUGGUUAUUCAUGAGGAAUACCCAAGCGAUAAUAUUCCUCUUCCUGACAAUCCAUUUUCAUCAGCCACAAGAGAUGAUGCAGUUUUACGAUAUAAAGAGAAAAGGAAGUCACGCAUGUUCAACAAGAAAAUUAGAUACGAAUCACGCAAGGCGAGGGCUGAUGUCAGGAAGCGCGUGAAGGGGCGUUUUGUGAAAGCAGGGGAUCCAUACGAUUACGAUCCGCUGGAUCUGACGGCAAGAAACCAUUGAAUGGUUAUAACUAUCUGUAGAAGUAUGUACAGAGGAAUAAGAUAAUUAAGGAACCAAAUACAAGCAGGCAGAGAGAGAGAGGGGGAUAUAGAGAGAGAGAGGAGUUGUUAUUAUCCUGCUUGUGCCUUCUUUUGUCCAUGGGAGAUGAAUGAAUCUUCUCCUCUUGGUUGUUUUCUAUAGGAAUCAGACAUGAUAAAUGACUUCUAGCAAUUUGUUCUUGCAGUAUGGUUAGCUUAGCACUGUAAAUUGAAUAAUGUUAUACAUACAUAUAUGUACAGUAAUCUCUCCCUCUC